This is a messenger RNA of Ceratina calcarata, 1829 nucleotides long. RefSeq lists its product as uncharacterized. The record is from RefSeq and is a predicted model, not a curated record. The transcript is spliced from 2 exons. The annotation marks the transcript as partial. Gene Ontology annotation, molecular function: nucleic acid binding. Lineage: Eukaryota; Metazoa; Arthropoda; Insecta; Hymenoptera; Apidae.
ACGAUUUGCUGACGGGAUCCGAAACAUCAGAACAAGCGAUUGAAAUACGUAAAUCUUUGACCUUAGUCUUAUCACAGUACGGUUUCCCUCUUCGCAAAUGGGCCAGCAAUGAUCCUACGGUUGUUUCUUACGAUAAGGAUAGUUCGAAUAAUCAGAUAGAAAUUAGGCCAACAGACCGAGAAUCUAAAACAUUAGGUUUAUUGUGGUCAGCUGAGACAGAUGAACUUCGAUAUGCUCUCACAAAUCCUCGACCCAAUAAAAUUACAAAACGCAACAUAUUGUCCGAAAUAGCGCAAAUUUUCGACCCGCUCGGUCUUAUCGGUCCUAUAACCGUCAAGGCAAAAUUGAUCAUGCAGGAACUCUGGCAACUUCAAGUCCAUUGGGAUGAAAGUCUGCCGCAAGAUUUUCACACGCGUUGGAUCAAUUAUCGGCAAGAACUGAAUGACCUCGUGUCAUUGUCAAUACCGCGUCGGGUAGCAGGCGACCUUACACAGACAAUCGAGCUCCACGGUUUUUCGGACGCUUCCGAAAAGGCUUACGGAGCCUCUGUCUACCUGCGCACACGGACGGAUACGGGAUCAUGGCAAUCGCACCUCUUAUGCGCCAAAUCCCGUGUUGCCCCCCUAAAAACCAUCAGCCUACCGCGAUUAGAGCUGUGUGGUGCAUUGCUUCUAGCUCGAUUAGCAAACAAAGUAAAGACCGCAUUAAAUAUCGAUAAUUUACGCGAAUCAUAUUGGACAGAUUCCACCAUAACUUUAGCUUGGAUUAGAAAUGAACCAUGUAGAUGGAAGACAUUCGUAGCAAACAGGGUAUCGGAACUUCAGCAGCUUACGUCAUCCAAUCAUUGGAGGCAUGUCAUGUCUGAGGACAACCCCGCAGAUUUAAUAUCGCGCGGAACCAAUCUUUCGUCAAUUAAAAAUUGCUCCCUGUGGUGGCAUGGACCCUCAUGGCUUUUACGGGAAUGCAAUGAAUGGCCUUCUUCCGAAGCUACGCCGGAAAUCGUGCCUGAGGCAAGGCAAACUACCACGACACACUUGGUCGCAUCCGAAAUCCCUGCGAUCGACGAAUUUGAUUUAAUCUCUCGUUAUUCAUCCUACUGCAAAUUACGUCGCGUAACAGCGUACUGUCUUAGAUUCAUAGUGAAACUUCGAAGCAAAAUACGCACUAGUAGCGCGGAAGAUAACCAAAAAACCGGUCCAAUAACAACUAUUGAACUUAGUCAAGCAAAAAGGGUUCUCGUAGGUAUUGUGCAACGAGCUCAUUUUGCUAGAGAAUUGGAAUCUUUAAUUCAAAACAAAUCCAUAAGUCUCGGAGGCCGCUUGGUUCGGCGCACAUUAGCGCAAGAAGGCAUAGAAUGGCAUCUGAUUCCACCAUAUGCUCCACAUUUUGGAGAAUUAUGGGAAGGGGGCGUCAAACAAGUAAAAACGCAUCUAAGGAGAGUUAUUGGUGAACAACGCCUCACAUACGAGGAACUUUAUACAAUUCUUACGCAAAUUGAAGCUUGCUUGAAUUCCCGUCCUUUGCACCCUCUGUCCAGCGAUCCAAAUGAUCUUACUCCUCUGACCCCAGGACAUUUCCUUAUUGGCGACUCAUUAAUGGCACUUCCUCAACCAGAUAUGACUACGAUUAAACAAAAUAGACUCAACAGAUACCAGCUCAUUCAACAGACGGUGCAGCACUUCUGGAAACGAUGGCAUCAAGAAUAUCUCCACGAAUUGCAGCAACGUCACAAGUGGAAGCUGGAUUCUUCUGGCAAUAUCAAGAUCGGAUCUUUAGUCCUGAUUAAGGAGGACAACAUCCCACCGAUGAAAUGGCGUCUGGGCAGAAUA